CUGGUAUGUCCCAGGAAGCUCGACAGCAAUACUACUACCUCCAGUUCAAAAUAAGCGUCCAGUUUUGAACUAGACUUGAGACAUUUAUUUUGAAUCGGAGGAAGUACAUUUUAGUGGAUUCAGGUCUUGUGUUCUGUUAUUAUAACAAGAGGUCUUAUGACUCGAACGCUGACGACUGCAGCGGCCAGAGCGUGCAGCCUGUGCGACUCUGCUGUCAGGGAGUGUAGACUCCUGUCAAAUUUGGGGCCAAUUUGGAGGAGCUGGUCUGACAAAGAAGACAUUUUGUCCGUUUGGAUUUUAGAAAAUGUCAUUGGUGGGUGAUUGGAAGCCAAAAUGUCUCAAAGAGGACAUUUGGAUAUAGCUUUGAGAAUCCCAUCGGAGAUGCUCAUAUACUUGAGUACAAGAAACGAAAUGGAAAAAUCCCCGGAGAACUUUAGUCAGUACAUCAUGUACAUGUAUGGCACGGCAAUAGCCAGCAAAAUUUCCAAGACACGGCAAUGAUAAGAUAAACUUUGCGUGUGACGCUAUAGUGAGCGCAAAACAUAGAUUGGACGUGGCAAUGAUGUUAUGCCACCUGCGUUACGGGAUGCCUUGGCACCAAAUCCUAAACAAAACUUAUCCUUCUACUUAAACCCCGAAGCCCUUCACGCAUAAAUCCAUCCAUCACACAGACACAGCUUCCGAGAACAGGGAUCAUGGAUACGGGAGUAGAACAAGCAGUCGUCGGUGUGCGGGAGGGGGAGCUCACGCUCAUCCCGGGUUUGCCAGAGGACGCGGCCAUGGAGUGCCUGGCGCGGGUGCCGAGCCGGUGGCACCGGCCGAUGCGCCACGUGUGCCGGGGCUGGCGCCGCGCCGUCGGCUCACCAGAGUUCCGCCGGCGAAGAAGAAUCGCGGGUUCAACCGAAGACAUCGUGUACCUCGUCCAGGCCGCGCCCGCCGACAAAUCAAAGUCCUCGACUACGCCAGAGUGCUGGCUGGCGACGGCGAACCUCACAACGGGCGAUUGGCGGCGCGUAACCCACGCCGUGCCGCUCUUCGCGCAGUGCGCGUCGGUCGCCGGCCACCACGUGGCCGUCUUGGGCGGCUGGGACCCGGACACGCUCCGCCCGGCCCGCGACGUCCGUGUGCUCGACGCCCAGGCCGCUACGUGGCGCCGCGGGCAGCCGAUGCCGGACGCCCGGAGCUUCUUCGGGUGCGCGGGGUCAGACGACGGCGACGUGGUCCACGUGGCCGGCGGGCACGACGAGUCCAGGCGCCCGCUCCGCUCCGGCUGGGCGUACAGCGUCGCGGCCGACGCCUGGCGCGCGCUCCCGGACAUGCGCGAGGCGCGCGACGAGCCGCAGCUCGUCGUCGUCGCGUCGUGGCCGUCGUCAGGCUCAGGCGGAGGAGGAGCGCGGCUCUUCGCCGCCAGCGGGUACCCGACCGUGGUCCAGGGCGCGUGCAAGAAGACAGCGGAAUGCUACACCACCGCGGGCGGCGACGAGGCCUGGUCGGACGAGGGAAGCAUGGUGCCCCCCGAGGCCGUGCUGGUCUCGGUGGGCCGCGGGAAGCUGUGGGCCGUCGGGGCCGGGAAGGGCGGCGUGCGGGAGUACUACUGGGCCGACGGCACGUGGAGGGAGGUCGCGGACGGGCCGCCCGGGAUGAAGGCGUGCGUCAUGGCGGUCGGCAUCGGCGGCGGCGACGGCGUGCUCGUGUUCGGCAAGGUGCAGCGGCGGGCCAACAACGCGGCGGGAGGGUUAGGCAAGUACGCGGCGUGGGUGAUGAGGAUGGGCACGGGUGGCGCGCGGGGGUGGAACCGUGUGCCCGUGCCGCCGGGGUUCUGCACGUUCGUUUACGCCGCCGCGGCCGUGCGGGUUUAGCGUCCGUCUUGUUUCAGACGCGAACGCUACCAUGUUACAGACGCGAACGCAGUCACGCUUGGGUGCAAUGCCAAAUUGCCAAUGCGUGUCGUGCGUACAAAGCGCCAGUGUGUUUGAGAAAGAAAGAAAAACUGCUUAAAUCUCCCGACUUGAAAAA
Messenger RNA from Brachypodium distachyon (stiff brome), 2016 nucleotides. Its product is annotated as F-box/kelch-repeat protein At2g44130. The transcript has a single exon. The record is from RefSeq and is a predicted model, not a curated record. Gene Ontology annotation, molecular function: protein binding. NCBI's taxonomy places the organism in Eukaryota, Viridiplantae, Streptophyta, Magnoliopsida, Poales, Poaceae. Gene Ontology annotation, biological process: regulation of phenylpropanoid metabolic process; negative regulation of cytokinin-activated signaling pathway. Bases 696 to 1859 code for a protein of 387 amino acids.